Messenger RNA from Vanessa tameamea, 3326 nucleotides. It is a transcript of the gene Hr39, whose product is annotated as Hormone receptor-like in 39. The transcript has 17 exons. Gene Ontology annotation, biological process: hormone-mediated signaling pathway; regulation of transcription by RNA polymerase II; tissue development. The coding region runs from base 755 to 3043 and encodes 762 amino acids. The record is from RefSeq and is a predicted model, not a curated record. Gene Ontology annotation, molecular function: nuclear receptor activity; zinc ion binding; RNA polymerase II cis-regulatory region sequence-specific DNA binding. Gene Ontology annotation, cellular component: RNA polymerase II transcription regulator complex. NCBI's taxonomy places the organism in Eukaryota, Metazoa, Arthropoda, Insecta, Lepidoptera, Nymphalidae.
AGUUUAUUCCGCUUUGUUUUGCGGAGGUGAGAGGACAUGUUGUUGGUGUGAUUUUCGUAAACGCGUUGUGUUUAAUGUUUUUCUUGUAAAAAGUAUUUUUUGAGUGAAUAGACGUUUUAUUUUAUAAGAAAAGUGUUUUCUUAUUCGAACGAGAGCUGUGUGUGCAUUCGAGUACUUGGAAAAUAGUUACAUUUACGCAAUUGUGCGAGCGACUCGAUGUCAAUAAACUUGUCGGUGAUAUUUUAUGGGAAAGGUGUGCCGCGUCGCUAAUACCUGUUCGCGGCGGGAGGGUGCAUGAAAUCGGGAUGUUGGCGGAGACCGGUGGCGCCUGAGCGUAUGGUGCCAUGGUGUCGUAGAUUGGGAAGAGAUUAACAAGAUGCUGGUUUCAUCGAGUUCCUGUCGACAUCCUAAUGCAUCUUUGAAAGAAGUACACGCUCUCCGCUUUUCCGACUUCGAAGGACAAAGACUAUGUGAAUAUAAUUCCGUAUCCCUGCGGGACAUCUCAAGACUGAUUCCCACGGAUGCCUUAAAAACGACCAGAGACGCAAGAUGAUUAAUGGAUAAAAAGAAAUAUUUUUCUAAAAAAAUAUGCAAUAAAGACAAGCGUAGUUAAAUAUUUUCGAACGAGUAUUUUUGGAAGUUUUUUUUUUACAUAGACAAUAAUGCUUGCCCAUGGUGCUUUAUAGUGUAGUGAGGUGAACAAGCGUUAUAUCGAUUGUUUGCGGGUAAUGAUAGAGUUGUAAUUUGCGUGGUUAUGAAUACCGCGAUGUCGAGCGAGGAGGCGGUGAAGGUGGAAGGGGGACAUGUCUCCGUCACAACCAUCAGCAUGUCUGGUCCGGAAACUAGCAACGGUCAGUUCUCCUACAGCUCGAGUGGAGUACGCAUCAGCGUGUCUUCAGAACCUCAUGAUGAGGAUUCUACUGAUGCUGAAAUCUCCAAAAUCGAUUUCACGCAACAUCAGUAUGAGGUGAACAUGAGAAACAAAAAGAAGCGUUCGUCAAGUGGACAGUGCGAACAGAACGCAGAACAAGAACGUCCUAUGUCUUGGGAAGGGGAACUCUCCGACUCUGAAAUGGUUAUCGACACCAGUGUCAACAAUGAUGAAAACAGCAGUUCCCUCGACUUACAAUCCUCACGGGACUCCAUCGAUACACUUCGAAACGUAACCAUCAAGACUGAGAUACUCAGAGAAGAUCCUCUCAAAUUAGAAGCGUUUCAGAGUUUGGACGAUCAACGUGUUUUGGACCUUAAAUACACUGUUCCCUUACAAUCGCACCAGCGGAGUCUCAGCAUGAACAGGAUAUCAGUACUAACGGACAAUGCGACACUAUCCCUCGCGAGACGACCGUCGUCGCCCACAAGCAGCGCUAAAUCGACAAUGUCUGACCAGUACGAUACGCAGCUCAUGCAAAAUCCCGUCGUAGAAGUCCAGAAUUUGACGAUCAAGAAAGAAACACAAUUAUCUGAACUAAAAUGCGAACCAUCAGUGGGUAUGGACAAGUUACUAGGUCUCCACGGUUCGCCGUUGCUAGGGAGGCUGCCUCGGGUCCAAUCAAGUGCCAGUACGGAUUCCGCCGUACAUUCUAUGUACACGCAUAGUGUAUACAGUAGUCCUUCAGCUAGUCCUCGUCCCUCUCGUCACUAUACGCCAUCUCUUUCUCGCAACAACAGCGAUGCAUCACACUCAUCGUGUUACUCAUAUAGUUCCGAGUUCUCACCUACUCAUUCGCCAGUUCAGGGCCGACAUCCUCACGUUGUAUACCGCGAGGCUACUGUCUUCCCCGCUUCACCUGCCCAUGACGAAGAUACGGAUACAACUGAUGAACGCCUUCAUCAUCACCAGGGUAUUAGCAGACAACAAUUGAUUAAUAGUCCAUGUCCAAUCUGCGGUGAUAAGAUAAGCGGUUUCCAUUACGGAAUAUUCUCUUGUGAGUCUUGCAAGGGAUUCUUCAAACGGACUGUACAAAACCGGAAGAACUACAUGUGUCUUCGCGGCGGUAACUGCCCCGUAACUGUCGCUACAAGGAAAAAGUGUCCAGCCUGCAGAUUCGACAAGUGUUUGGGAUGUGGAAUGAAGCUUGAAGCGAUCAGAGAAGACAGGACCCGCGGGGGCCGCUCCACGUACCAGUGCUCGUACACGCUGUCGGGCGCGGCGUCGACGGGCUCGCUGCUGUCCGCGCACGCGCCCACCACGCUGCGACACGCCUCAAGUCUCACUUGCGUAAAUGGCCCAGGAUCGUAUACCAGUCGAGGAGAAUCAAGCAACAGCCGACUCACGCCUGACAUACCGCCAUUAUUACAAGAAAUAAUGGACGUGGAACAUUUGUGGCAAUACAACGAAUCGGAGCUCAGUAGGAUGAGCAAGUCGACGGGCAGUCCGUCCGCCAACCCGCUCCUCGCAGCCAGCGGGAUCACGGCACAGAACUCCAGCGCAGACUUCCUCGCCGAUCUGUGCAACAUCGCGGACCACAGGCUCUACAAGAUCGUCAAGUGGUGCAAGAGUUUGCCGCUUUUUAAAAAUAUUUCGAUCGACGACCAGAUCUGCCUGCUGAUCAACAGCUGGUGCGAGCUGCUUGUGCUGUCGUGCUGCUACCGCGGCGUCAGCACGCCGGGCGAGGUGCGCGUGGGCGGCGGCCGCGGGAUCACGCUGCAUCAGAGCGCCAAAUAUGGUUUGACACCAUGCAUAGAACGAAUGCUAAGUUUUACGGAUCACUUGAGAAGGUUGCGAGUGGACCGAUACGAAUACGUCGCGCUCAAAGUUAUUGUACUACUCACUUCAGACGCACCGGAAUUGCGUGAAGCGGAAAAAGUGCGAGCAUCCCAAGAAAAAGCGCUCGCAGCGCUGCAAGCGUACACAGCGACGCAUUCGCCCGAUACGCCCGCUAAGUUUGGCGAAUUGCUUCUUCGUAUACCCGAGUUACAAAGAACUUGCCAGUUUUUCAUGCAAGUCGGAAAGGAAAUGCUUAACCCGGCUAAUAAGGGCAAGGACGGUGAAGGUCCGAGUUUCAAUCUUCUCAUGGAACUUUUGAGAGGCGACCAUUGACCAUUUGAAAAGGGGAUGAAUAACAUUGCUCAAGAAAAUAAUGCUAUAAGCAUAAUGACUUCGAAUUUUGUAAACAUUAGUUCUCAAGAAAGACACGUUAACGCUGAAGUGAUAUCACUAUAUUGCCUUUUAUAACUAAGCCCAAGUAUAAUUUGGCCUUGAAUCAAAGACUGCUUUCAUGAACAUUAAUAUACAUAUUUGCUUGUAUAAGUGUAUUUUGUAAUUAUAUUGAUUGUAAUGUAAUUUUGUAAACUUGGAUAUUAUAAUGCAUUUAUUUUUUUAA